AUGGCUACGCCGACAUUCAUCGUGGCUCCCCCUAAAGCUGAAGAGAUAGCCAGACGCUUGGAAGAAGAGGUGUGCAGGCGACACGUUUCAACUCCUGAACCCGUUUUCCGGAAACAACAUGAUACCCAAUCCUACGAUUAUCUCUGCGAAAUAGAGCGUAAAAGAUUCAAGCAAGGCGAGAUUGACGACCUUCAAGCCACAAUCCCGGGGCCUUUCUAUUGGGAGUGCGAAGCCCGGACACUUAAAGACCUUCUAUCCGAGGCUAUAUGGGGGAACAUCAUUCACAAACACAGCAUGAACGCCGUACCAACUACAGAAUGCUGGCGGAACGUCGUGAGCGACUAUAGAUGCCUCUUGAAGAGUGAGGGAUACUCGACACAACAAAUAAGAGAAGGCCGAUUUUCGAUUAAAGAUCAGAGGUACUGGAAACACGAGGCGGAAUGUCUUUGA
Messenger RNA from Exophiala oligosperma, 450 nucleotides. RefSeq lists its product as uncharacterized. The coding region runs from base 1 to 450 and encodes 149 amino acids. The transcript has a single exon. The record is from RefSeq and is a predicted model, not a curated record. Lineage: Eukaryota; Fungi; Ascomycota; Eurotiomycetes; Chaetothyriales; Herpotrichiellaceae.